AUGCAGAACCAGGCAAUUAUGGACGAUGAUGAUGAUGAUCUCUAUGACCCUGCCGAUGCAGUGCCGGUAGCUACGUCCCAGAAUAUAGCCCAUCACGCCCAAGCGAAUGUCAACCAAGACGAAGAUGACGUCGAGGAAGAGGAGAUAGAGGUUGAAGAAGAUGAUGAUGAUUUUAAUAUUAUCACGGAAGCCCCCGCUGAUGCGCCUCCCCCAGAAGUUCCACAUCCCCGCCAUGCUAGUCUACGAGCUGAGUCGCAGCGACCUCCAUCUGUAGAUUCUUCUUCCGUAACGAAGUCAGUUACGCCCUCUGUGACACCGAAAGUGGAGCAUGCAACUCCGGUCCCAGUUAGCGCUCGACCCGCCAUACCGCAGAAACCAGGUUCUGCAUAUCCUCCUAUCCAUGCUUCAGAUAUCGAUGUUCAUGCAAACCCAACUCAUCCGGCUACCGGUAAACCAAUUCUGUCGACUGAUAUGGAUGCGGACUUCCCAGAAGAUGAUAAGCCAUGGAGGCGGCCGGGUUCUGACAUCUCGGACUAUUUCAACUACGGAUUUGAUGAAUUUACAUGGGCAAGCUAUGUGCUGAAACAGCAAGAGUUACGAAAGGAAGUUGGUGACCAGAAGAGACAGCUGGAUGACAUGCAGAGUUUCUUGACCAUGGGGCUUCCGCCGAUGCCCGGCGGUCCUCAACCUGGGCCUGGAGGUCCCGGCGGCGCACCGCCGCCAAUGCCUGGCAUGCCAGGAAUGCCAGAUAUGUCUCCAGAUAUGAUGCAGGGAAUGCUAGCUAGUAUGAUGGCGCAGGGCUUGGACCCAUCAUCUAUGGAUCCAAUGUCUUUCAUGCAGCACGCCCAGGCAAUGAUGGGUGGCCAAUCCGGCGCAGGCGGCGGACAACAAGGCCAGCCUGGUUACGGUAACCAAGGUGGUGGCCAACCUCAGAUGGGCUAUGGAGGGGGAUUUGGUGGUGGACGGGGACGGGGGCGGAGAUGCAUCCUGGGACGGUUCGGUCUGGUGGAGUUCAAUUCUCUCCUCCGCAACAUCAAGGGCCUUGCUCCCCUCCUCGACCGUGUCCUGGUCCAGCGCAUCAAGCCCGAGACCAAGACCGCCUCCGGUAUCUUCCUUCCUGAGAGCAGCGUCAAAGAGCAGAAUGAGGCCAAGGUCCUCGCCGUUGGCCCCGGUGCCGUCGACAGGAACGGCUCUCGCCUUCCCAUGAGCGUUGCUCCCGGUGACCACGUCUUGAUCCCUCAGUUUGGUGGAAGCUCCGUCAAGGUUGGUGAGGAAGAGUUCACUCUUUUCCGGGACCAUGAACUCCUUGCCAAGAUCAAGGAGAACUAG
Messenger RNA from Aspergillus bombycis, 1329 nucleotides. RefSeq names its product cleavage polyadenylation factor subunit FIP1 (gene fip1). The transcript is spliced from 7 exons. Gene Ontology annotation, molecular function: protein folding chaperone; metal ion binding; protein-folding chaperone binding. The coding region runs from base 1 to 1329 and encodes 442 amino acids. The record is from RefSeq and is a predicted model, not a curated record. Gene Ontology annotation, cellular component: mitochondrial matrix. Lineage: Eukaryota; Fungi; Ascomycota; Eurotiomycetes; Eurotiales; Aspergillaceae.